Messenger RNA from Entrophospora sp. SA101, 696 nucleotides. NCBI's taxonomy places the organism in Eukaryota, Fungi, Glomeromycota, Glomeromycetes, Entrophosporales, Entrophosporaceae. The record is from the annotation of a GenBank genome assembly.
AUGUCUAAUAUAAUUGUGCCAACCAUUUAUAAUUCAGUUAUGAAGGAUGUAAUUGAAAAUGUGAAAAAAGACUUUAAAGACAGUGGAAUUGAUGAAACAGUUUUACAUGAACUAGAACACAAUUGGCUACAAAAACUUAAAAGUUUCAAGGUUGCAUCUUGGAAUCAUAAUGAUGGAAAUGUAGGAGAGGAAACUAAUGGCAGUACAACAAAUUAUCCACCAAAUCCAAAUGAAUUUGAAACACCGCCACCAGCAGCUGCAAAUCUUCCAACUCUUGCAACAUCUACACUCAGUGUUUAUACUGCAGUUAUGAAAGAUGUAAUUGAAAAUGUGAAAAAAGACUUUAAAGACAGUGGAAUUGAUGAAGCAGUUUUAUAUGAACUAGAGCGCAAUUGGCUACAAAAACUUAAAAGUUUCAAGGUUGCAUCUUGGAAUCAUAUUGAUGGAAAUGUAGGAGAGGAGACUAAUGGCAAUACAACAAAUGUACCAUUUAUUCUACCCGCUACAACUACAGAAUCAACUAAUGUUUCAUUAAAAUACCCAUCAAAUGAAUUUGAAAAGCCACCCCCAGCAGCUGCAGAUCUUCCAACUCUUGCAAUCAAUUCUGAUGCUACUUCUAAUGGAAUGAGAAAACCCCAAUCUUAUAUGGUAUCUAAAAUAUCUAAUUUAUUUCUUAUUGUUAUUAAAGAUUAUUAA